AUGGAGACGAGGCUGGAGCUGGACGUUCUGAUCUACCCCGAUGAAGUGAGGGUGGCCACCCCAGAGGACCUCCUGGAGUGGGAGCUGGAGACCGCGAGCCAGGUGUCCAUCCCCACCGUCCGACUCUUCGUGGCUCUUUACCCCUACAACCCUGCUGCCAUGUCCCCCAACUAUGAGACGGCUGCAGAGGAGCUGCCCUUCGUGCCGGGCCAGAUCAUCAAGGUGUUUGGGGACAAAGAUGCUGAUGGGUUCUAUCACGGCGAGUCCGGAGGCCUCUCCGGUUUUGUGCCGAGCAAUAUGGUGGCUGAAAUCCCGGUGGACGACGACUACCUGAAGCAUCUCCUCAUGCAGCAGGGGUUCCUGCCUGUGGACCACACAGCCUCAGACCGGAGCGAGGCAGGAAGUGUUCCUGACAGCGUGGUGGUCCGGAGAAUGGUGGCCUUAUUCGACUACGACCCGUGGGAAAGCUCGCCCAACAUGGACAGCGACGCUGAGCUUGGCUUCAGAUCUGGAGACAUCAUCUACGUGUUGGGUGACCUGGAUCCAGACGGCUUCUACUACGGCGAUCUUCACGGCCGGCGAGGUUUGGUUCCGUCAAACUUCCUGCAGCCGUUACCCUGGGAUUAGAAGAACCCGUCUCGCUGAUGGUUCUGCUCCAAACGCCAAGUUUCACUCUGAAACCUGCACCUUUGACCAACUACU
This is a messenger RNA of Nematolebias whitei (Rio pearlfish), 702 nucleotides long. Its product is annotated as RIMS-binding protein 2-like. The coding region runs from base 1 to 627 and encodes 208 amino acids. Gene Ontology annotation, biological process: neuromuscular synaptic transmission. Gene Ontology annotation, molecular function: protein binding. The transcript is spliced from 5 exons. NCBI's taxonomy places the organism in Eukaryota, Metazoa, Chordata, Actinopteri, Cyprinodontiformes, Rivulidae. The record is from RefSeq and is a predicted model, not a curated record.